Molecule: messenger RNA, 1617 nt
Organism: Leptopilina boulardi
Lineage: Eukaryota; Metazoa; Arthropoda; Insecta; Hymenoptera; Figitidae
Exons: 5
Coding region: 899-1576 (225 amino acids)
Source: RefSeq, a predicted model, not a curated record
UUUUUUUUUUUUUUACUAUUACAUAUAUAUAACUUUAAUAUAAUUCCUUCUGUAUUUGUUACAUCAUUUUUAUAAAACGUAGUCUUGUUCGCGCAAUGUUGCAAUUCGACAUUUUCUUCGCAACAUUGCUGCAGCAAAUACGCGUGGUGCCUGAACGAGGUGAAUGAUUAAUAUUGCAACUAUGUUGAUUUUCGCCAUGUUGCUUCACAACAUUGUUACAAUGUGCCCAAUAAUAAAAGACAUAUGUAACGUUAUAGGAAAAUUUUUAAAAACUUGAUUUAUAAUAUUUUAUAUUUGAAAGGAGGGUACCGAGCAAAAAGUGUUUGCGAGCUGCCGACGGUUCCUUAUCAGGGUGUCAGGUAUCCGUCAACAAGGUCUCGCUUCUCAUAGCGAGUCUUGUCGACGAAAAGAGAUUAAAAUAUAAUAGGCAGUGUUGCCGAAUAUUAAUUAAGUUUUAAUGGUUGCAGUGAAGCAACUAAAUAUGUAACAAUCCACCGUGGAAAUUCCGUUUUCCGUCCCGGAGAACUCGACACUCUUUGCUCGUAACCUGAUAAUGGCACAAAGUUUUGUUAUUUCUUAAAUCUAUUUUCCAUUCAAAGAUUAGUCAGUUUAUACAUUACGGCAACACAGCGUAAGCAUGGUGUUUCCUAUUGUAUGACUAAUCCUUGAUACGUUAACAAAGGUUUAGUUUCGCAUCCGCUGUAACUCAAAGUCGUCGACGGUAGUUCGUGAAUUAGCGCAGGGAAGGAACAAGCGACGGCUCGAUUCCUCUUUUCGUAAUUAAACGUGAAGUGCAAAAAAAAAAAAUCGUGAAAGUAUAAAGUGUGGCUAUAAAAGAAAUAAAAAAAAUUUUUUUUUUUUUUUUUUUUUUUUUUUUUUUUUGUGCUCCCGCUUCAUAAUGUUUCAAUCAUCGGAAGGACUGGAGGAAUUAAAACAAAAGGCGUUCAGUGAUGAUGAGGGAGAAAAUAAAGAUGAAGUGCGGGGACCUCCGGAAAAUGCAAAAGAAUGGUUGCGUAAAGUGUUUGCGUGUGUGCGUGCACAAAACAUAGUUAAUAAACUAAGAAACUCCAAAGGAUUCAUCGUCGAUUUUAGUCCGUGGGUCCCAGCCAAGGUUCGGGAUUCAGGAGGCUUUUGGACUCUCGAUCGCGCCCUGCGGCGGAGUUGCAAAAAGUUGCAUUCCCGGAAUCUUUGGUUCCAAGAGUACUCAUGGAAUGAGGAAUCUCUCGGUUAUUGGUGUCGCGGCUACUGGGCUCCGCACGACUUCACGGAAUUAUCGGUGGUAUCUACGGAGCGCCCGGGAAUUUUUUCCUUAGCCUUGUUGAAAGGUGCCUGGAAAGGCGAGAAAAGUGAGACGACUACCUUUGCCCUCAUGCCGAGCAUUCCUCUGGAGGAAGGAUAUCAGCCGUUGCUGAGCGUUUUCCGGCUGUCCUUCCUACAGUGUCAUUUUUGGAGCAGGGGUAAGGAAUCUAGGGUCAAGGCUCGCUGGCAAAUAAAAUUCAACGUUCCGGAAUAUGAGUCCUGGGCGGGAGUGAGUUCCGGAGGGAUGUCGCUAGGUGCUCCUAGCGCAACCCAGUAAACAUUUUUGGGACACUUGGUGACGCGUGGUUGUACUUAAAA